Molecule: messenger RNA, 890 nt
Organism: Trichomycterus rosablanca
Lineage: Eukaryota; Metazoa; Chordata; Actinopteri; Siluriformes; Trichomycteridae
Gene: rab28
Product: RAB28, member RAS oncogene family
Exons: 7
Coding region: 108-773 (221 amino acids)
Biological process (GO): regulation of exocytosis
Molecular function (GO): GTP binding; GTPase activity
Source: RefSeq, a predicted model, not a curated record
UGGCGGCUGCUUGUUUAGCACAGAUCUGAUGAUUAUCAGAUGAAUCUGAUGUGUGUGUGUUUGUGAGGUGUUUUAACUCUCUCUGCUGUGUGUUAGAUCACUUAAACAUGUCUGAUUCGGAGGAGGAGAGUCAGGAGCGGCAGCUGAAGCUGGUGUUAGUCGGGGACGGAGCUUCAGGGAAGACGUCACUCGCCACUCGAUUCUCACAGGAGACGUUCGGGAAGCAGUACAAACAGACCAUAGGACUCGAUUUCUUCCUCAAGAGAAUCACACUGCCUGGGAACCUGAACGUGACGCUUCAGGUGUGGGACAUCGGGGGACAAACGAUCGGAGGAAACAUGCUGGAUAAAUAUAUCUACGGGGCUCAGGGGGUUCUCCUGGUGUAUGACAUCACUAAUGCUCAGAGUUUUGAGAAUUUGGAGGACUGGUACUGUGCGGUGAAAAAGGCAAACGAGGACUCGGACACAAAACCUGUUGUAGCACUGGUGGGCAACAAGAUUGAUCUGGAGCACAUGAGGACGGUGAAGUUGGAUAAACAUCAGCGCUUCUGUCAGGAGAACGGCAUCAUCAGCCAGUUUGUAUCGGCCAAAACCGGAGACUCGGUAUUUCUGUGUUUCCAGAGAGUUGCAGCUGAGAUUUUGGGAAUCAAACUGAAUAAAGCAGAAAUGGAGCAGUCACAGAGGGUGGUCAAGGCUGAUAUAGUGAACUACAGUCAGGAAUCGGUGGCUCGAACCGUCAGCACUCCACGCAGCUCCAUGUGUGUAAUACAGUGAUUUGUACCUGUGUGUCCCAAAACGUACUGAGAGACUGUAAACACAUACACACACACACACACACACACACACACACACACACACACACACACACACACACACACACACACACACACA